Molecule: messenger RNA, 1819 nt
Organism: Engraulis encrasicolus (European anchovy)
Lineage: Eukaryota; Metazoa; Chordata; Actinopteri; Clupeiformes; Engraulidae
Gene: ttc38
Product: tetratricopeptide repeat domain 38
Exons: 14
Coding region: 78-1475 (465 amino acids)
Molecular function (GO): protein binding
Source: RefSeq, a predicted model, not a curated record
UCAUGUUUAGAAGGCGGUGCUUGUACUUAUUUUGUGAACGGUCAGGAAACUGAUCGAAAGGCGAAAAGAAGGCAACAAUGACUGCAAGUUUUCGUGAUUGCCAGGCGUGGAAAGCUGAGGGUUUGCCGCUGUCCACCAGCAGCAAUGAGGCCUGCAAAAUGUAUGAUGCUAUUAUUAAUCAGUACGUCAAGUGGCGCAAUGAUCCCACCCUGGGAGGCAUUGAGGGAUGCAUCACCGCCGUUCAAGCUGCUGACCCAAAUUUUGUCAUGGGCCAUGUAAUCGGCACGGGUCUGGAGUUGGUGGGCACGGCGACGUCAGUGGAGCGAAACGAGCGUCUGGCCAGUGCAGUGAGGCGCACCGUGGAGAUGGCCAAGAGCCAGGACAUCACCCCUCGGGAGAGGCAGCACGUCCGAGCCAUGGAGCUCUUCUCCAGGGGAGCUCUGUCCAAAGCCUGCGAUGUGUGGGAGGAGAUUCUGGUGGAUCACCCCACGGACAUGCUGGCUCUCAAGUUUGCCCACGACGGCUUCUUCUACCUGGGCUACCAGACGCAGAUGAGGGACUCAGUGGCCAGAGUACUGCCCUACUACAAACCACACACGCCACUCUCCAGCUACCUGAAGGGCCUCUACUCUUUUGGGCUUCUGGAGACUCACUUUUACGACCAGGCUGAGAAGGUGGCAAAGGAAGGGCUCUCCCUGGCUCCGGAUGAUGCCUGGUGCGUGCACUCGGUGGCCCAUGUUCAUGAGAUGAAGGCCGAGGUGGACAAGGGACUGAAGUUCAUGCAGGACACCGAGAAGGACUGGGAGGGCUGUGAUAUGUUGGCCUGUCAUAAUUACUGGCAUUGGGCGCUUUAUUUCAUCGAAAAGGGGGACUACGAGGCGGCCUUGAGGAUCUACGACAGCCAGAUCUCCCGUCGGUGUGGGGCCUCAGGUGCCAUGUUGGACACCGUAGACGCCUGCUCUCUUCUUUACAGGCUGGAGAUGGAAGGUGUGAGUGUGAAGGAUCGCUGGCGGGAGAUGCUGCAGGUUAUCGAGCCUCACUGUGAAGACCAUACACUCCUUUUCAACGACCUGCACUUCCUCAUGGUGACGCUAGGGGGCACUAGCUCGGACUGCACACAGCGUCUGCUGGACAGCCUGAGGGAGCGAGCACGAGACCCAGAGGAGCACCACCAGUACCAGCUGGCAGGGGGCCUGGGGCUGCCCAUGUGCCAGGCGCUUGUGGAGUACGACCAGGGCAACUAUGGCCGAGUGGUGGAGCUCCUCCAGCCCCUGCGAUACCGCUUCAAUGAUAUAGGGGGCAGCGACGCACAGAGAGAUGUGUUCACUCAGCUUCUCAUUCAUGCCGCCAUCAAGUCUGAGGACAAACACCAUCAGAAGUAUGCAAGGUCUCUACUGGUGGAGCGAAAUGCGCUGAGACCCGGGUCCCUCCUGACCGACCGAAUGAUGCAGAAGUUUGCUGCUUUGCAUGUUUAAUGAGUGACGAUAAGGGGUGCGUUCCAAUAUGCAACCUUGCGUCCCCCACUUGUGCUUAUGGCCUCGUACCAGGAAGUAAUACUGCAUCACUGACAACAGCAUUAUAUUUCAAUAUCUCGCAAAAGCUCAGUUGUAAAGUAAUUUUCUCAUUUACAAACUAGAUGAUGAAUGAAGAAUAGUCCCCCCCAAAAUUGUUUUGGCUAGGCUGACCGCGGGGAAACUUAAUUGCCACAAGCACAAGUGGAGGACGCAAGGUUGCAUAUUGGAACGCACCCAUGGUCUUGAUGGUCUUAGCUCUGUCAGCUGUGUGUAGCUGAAUUAAAUGAUAAAUGUCCGCAACACUG